Rhea pennata is the source of this 4769-nucleotide messenger RNA. It is a transcript of the gene TRAF5, whose product is annotated as TNF receptor associated factor 5. NCBI's taxonomy places the organism in Eukaryota, Metazoa, Chordata, Aves, Rheiformes, Rheidae. Gene Ontology annotation, biological process: protein K63-linked ubiquitination; tumor necrosis factor-mediated signaling pathway; positive regulation of canonical NF-kappaB signal transduction. Bases 77 to 1750 code for a protein of 557 amino acids. The transcript is spliced from 11 exons. The record is from RefSeq and is a predicted model, not a curated record. Gene Ontology annotation, molecular function: tumor necrosis factor receptor binding; zinc ion binding; thioesterase binding.
CCCGCGCCCGGCGGCGGCGGCCAGCGCGGCCCGGCGCGGCCCCGGAGGCAGCGAGCGCCGGCGCAGUAUAGCUUCCAUGGCCUGCGACGAAUUUACUGGUCUCUCAGAUAUCUUCACACGUCAAAACUCAGCCAGUGGUGUUUCUCUAGACUUUGAACCUGACGCUGACUACAAGUUUGUUGAAAGCCUAGAAGAACGGUACAAGUGUGCCUACUGCCACCUAGUCCUGCACAAUCCUCACCAGACAGGAUGUGGUCACAGAUUUUGCCAGCAAUGCAUUCUUUCUCUGAGAGAACUGAAUGCAGUACCCACCUGUCCUGUCGACAAAGAAACAAUAAAAAUGCAUGAGGUAUUCAAAGACAACUGCUGUAAAAGAGAAGUUCUUAACUUGCAAGUGUUUUGCAAAAAUAUUCCUGAUUGCAACUCAAAAGUAAUACUGGGACGAUAUCAGGAGCAUCUUCAGCAGUGUUUGUUUGAAAGUGUGCAGUGCACGAAUGAUGGAUGUUGCGAUCAAAUUCUUCGGAAAGAUUUGAAAGAUCACUUAAGUCAGCACUGUAAAUUUCGAGAAGAAAUGUGUCAGUACUGCAAUCAAUAUGUGGUCUUAAUCAACAGAAUGAAUCAUGAGAAAAAUGAUUGUCCUGACUAUCCAGUGCCUUGCCUCCAAAACUGUUCACAGAUAAUUCUGAAAAAGGAGAUUGAAAAGCAUCAGACUGUGUGUCCCGAGACUGAAGUGGACUGUCCCUAUAAACAGUACGGCUGUCUUGUAAAGGUUAAAAGAGGGAAACUUGCUGAACAUGAAAAUGGUGCCCUGAGGGAGCACAUGCUGCAGAUUUUAGACAAGAACUCCAGACUGGAAGAACAGAUAUCAGACCUCUGUAAGAGUCUGGAAUGUAAAGAGAUUAAAAUUCAACAGCUAGCAGAGGCAGUUAAAAAGUGCGAGAAGGAGUUCAGACAGUUUACACAGCUAUUUGGAAAAAAUAGCAAUUUGAUGGUAAGCACACAGGCUCUUGCCAGUCACCUGGAUAAAUCUGCACGACUGGAGUCACAAGUAAAACAGUUAAUACAAAUGGCAAACCAGCAACAAAGUAAAUUAGACUUGCGACCCCUGUUUGACACAAUUGAAAAUGUAAAACAGAAGAUUGCUCUUAUGGAGACGUAUGAUCAGCGCUUAGUUGUUUUGGAAGGUCAGUCCAGCAAGCAUGAUCUCCAGAUCAAUAUUCACAAAGCACAGCUCAAUAAAAAUGAAGAACGAUUUAAGCUUUUGGAAGGCACAUGUUACAAUGGAAAAUUAAUUUGGAAAAUCAUGGACUACAAGAUGAAGAAAAAAGAAGCAGUGGAAGGCCGUGUCCUCUCUAUAUUUAGCCAGCCUUUUUACACCAGCCGCUGUGGGUACAGGUUAUGUGCAAGAGCCUAUCUGAAUGGGGAUGGCUCAGGAAAGGGAACACACGUCUCUCUCUACUUCGUUGUGAUGAGAGGGGAGUUUGACUCACUGCUACCAUGGCCUUUCAAACAAAAAGUUACACUUAUGCUUUUGGACCAAAGUGGGAAAAAAAAUCACAUUGUGGAAGUCUUCAGAGCUGACCCCAACAGCAGCAGUUUCAGAAGGCCAGAUGGAGAAAUGAAUAUUGCUUCUGGAUGCCCACGCUUUGUGCCACACACAGUUCUGGAGAACACAAAGAAUACCUACAUCAAAGAUGACACUCUGUUCUUGAAAGUAGUUGUGGAUUUAACUGAUCUGGAGGAGCUGUGAAAAAAUACUUGAUAAUGUGACUGCUUUAACUAUGAAGAAAUGCUUUCUUGGUGACUACCAGCCUGCAAUAGUGAAUUGCCACUACUCAAGCUAUUGAUAGUGUUUUUGAGGCUUUUGGACUGCAUAACAGCUAAAGAAUUGCCAAAGCAUCAGUCUUUGUUUUUUUUUUUUUUUUAACUUUUUCAAGACUGCGAUUUUAAGGCAGCUAUAAGUCCAGUUUGAUGUUGUGAACAUGCAUUCAAACCAGUGUUUCAACUCGGCUCAGUACGUGUUGGAGAUGCAUGUUUGGCUCACAUCAGAAUACUGGCAUUUUGAGAUGAAUCUCCUCCAGUAAGCCCUUUGGAGCCCAGGCAGGCCUGUGGGUUCCCGUUAUUUACACAGAACUGAUAGCAUGCUCAUCAUCAUAGUGUGCAAGUGCAUUUCAUUCAUCUCAAAUGGAAACAUUUCAGUGUUACCAUGUUUGAAUUGGUGUAUCAUGAUCCCUCAAUUGCCUGAGUUUUUGAAGCAGGGAGAAUGGCUUUGGCCGGGCAGGGAAAACCUUAGCCAGGUAUCUUGCAUUCCCUUUCCUUCUUUUCCAGAAAGUCCAGAGGAAGAUGCCAAUGCCUCUUGCUUUUCUAACCUUGACAUUUCAGCUGUGUUGAGUACCCCAGCUCACAAUAGCUUUGUUAAUGUCCUUUCUAUUCCUGCCUAGUGCCUUGGGACUGAGUCCAACUGGUGAUAAACAUCCACAGUCCUCCCCCCGCCACCAUUUGAAAUCAAAAGAAGUUGCAUGUGUUUAUCACCUCUCAGGAUAUGGCCAUAAGCAGGGUAUUCAGCCAGCCUGUCAGCUCUUGGCUGCGCUGCUGGAAGAAAGGGGACAAAGCUCUAGUAUUUUUGCUCCCAUACCCAUGCAAAAGAAAUCUUUUCUGGCCUACCAGCUCUGUAGAAGGCAGUAAGAGCUUUGGAUAUCUGCUUGUGGAAAGGCCUGCAUUGCAUGCACUGUUCCCCUCUGAUGUUUGAGGGAGGAGGGAGAAAAUGGAUUAGGAGAUGAGGUUGCUAUAUGAAUCCAGUUCUCCCUGGUCAUGAAGAUCUAGUAUUUGUUAAAAGGAGAGAUAGCUACUGAGUAACUACUGAUAACUGUGAAGUACUUCUGAAGAUCUUAAUUUUUAUUCCAAGUUCCUUCCAUAUUGCAAGGGAGUGUGUGCACUGUAUGUGGUUUACUGGAGACAGAACAAAAAUGCCAAGGUCAGGCACUGAGGAACACGUAACAAAGAAUACAUGUGCCUUUCAAAAGCCUUAUAGGUACCUGUAAGAGGGAUCUAAUUUUGCACGCUCAGUCGUUUUGUUGCUAUAAGUGACAGAAUUCUGUGUCUCUGUCAUCUCUUACAGAUCAGGUAUUGCAACGUCAAACAUAAUCCAUUGCUCCUGCAGUCCAAUGGCAGAGGAACCUUGAAUUUUUCAAAAGACAUAAGAAAUUAAGCUGGAUUUACACUAAGAGUAUACUAGCCAGGCUAAAAAUCAAAGUGGGGCACAGAAUGCAAGAAAUAAGGUAGAAAAUUCAAGAAGAGGGCAAAUGAGGCAAAAUCUAAAACAUCCAGACUUUCUGUGCAGAAUGUUAGUAUCAACUGAAAUAAUACAAUUUCAAGAUUGAUAUUAAGAUGAAAUCAAAAUACCCUAUUUUAUAUCUGAAAUCUCAUUACUAGGCAUUUACUUUCCCGUAAAGUUUCUAGGACAUAAUUCAGAUAUACAUAUUUUCAAAAUCAGGGAGUGUACGGGGAAAGAAGCCUAAGUUAUCCAUACCUUCUGGUGAGUUAGCACAUCUCAACGCUAUUUCAGUUUACAUGGUACUUGCGUCCUUUUUUGCUGUACGAUGUCAGUGUGUACUGGACCACUGUAGGGGUUUUCUGUGUUCCCAGGGACAGUUGGUGAGGGCCAAAUUUUAUUCUCUUGUGCAGUCCUUAUUGACUUUAACAGCCAUUGUGUCUGUGCAACAAAGAGAAUUAGGCCUUAUGUCCAUAAUACUUUGUUACAUAAAGAAUAAGCUUGUUGUAAAAUGGUGUGGCAUUGUAGGACAUAAAUUAUGAGUCAUUGAUGUGGGCUUCAUGUGGAUUAUUACUUUAAUAUUUUCCGUGUAACUUUCAAAGUGGCACAACUUGAAUAGCAACCACUAAUACAGAUGGAAAUGUAGUAUCCAUGUUUCCUAGAACUCUUUAAUACGUUAAAUGUAAAAUAUAGAAAGUGAUAAAAAACGUAGAGAACUGAGGCAAGAAGGAAACAGCACAGUCUGUAUUUAAGGAAAUUACUAACCCUCUCUGCCUCCACCGCCCCAAAUGUAAAAUGGGGAUAAUAAUACUUGCAAAAGUGUUGGGAGUCUUUAAAUGUUUGUGAAGAUUUUUGAGCAUGACAGCAGCUAAGUAUUAUUACAACUCCAUUUCUGAGUGUUAGAAUAGAUGAUGGCAUUGUGAUGUUGGUAAGUGUUCAGUGUGUUCUUGGACAGAUGUUGAAAGCAUGUUAAUUUUAAUGAAUCCAUACUGUAAUCUCUCUUCCUCUACUUACCAGCUGGUUUUAUUUUUUUAUUUUUUUUGGCUGCAAAUAUUCCUUUUAAAAUUUUGAAGCACAAAUUCCGGGUGAUGGAAACAUCCCUUUUGAAGUACUGCCUAUUUUAUAAUGAAUUAGUUGUGAAAAUUAAUUUUUUAAAGAUGACUUUAUUUAAAUCAGUUCAUUUUAUUAAAAUAGUUGAGAGUUUUAUGUUUAGUUUUUCAGAGUUUUUUACUACUAUAAACUGGAUUUUAAAUAACAUCCCAUUCCUAAUAAAGUGUUAGAUAGCAUGAAUAUUAGGGAAGAAGUUAGAUGUUGCAUGAAAAACACCAAAAAACUUUUCAAUUAUGUUGUAUUGGGUAAAUAACUGAAAGAACAUACAGUAUUCCUACACAGUAUGUUUUUAAUGUAUUUAUUGACAGAUUUGUAGUUGUUUGAAUAUCCCUUACUACAAUACAGACAUUUUUCUAGCCAAAUGUCAUAACUGUAUACGUAAACGUGU